AGAAUUAUCGCAACGCAUCAAAAAUCCCUCCCUUCCUGUCCCCGCUCAUCAAAGCUUUGCAAGCUGGAACUCAAUCUCCAAUCUCCAAUCUUCAAAACUCUAUCAAUUCAAAGUUUCAAAUACGUCAUCACACUUUUUAUUCUCCCCUUUUCAACCUGCCCGCCUUUACGUUCCGCGAAACAUCUGCAUAUUUUCCCAGGAACAAUCGCGAACCCUUGCUUCACCGGUGACACUUUGCACUACCUAACAUACCAAAGCGCAAACUCAACGCGAAAACAAAAUGACGACGAUUAAUUCUCCUCCGCAGGACGUUAAGAUGGAGGAUAAUAAUCGCCAAACACCGUCGGUACUAGGGGAGAAUGAGGAACCAAAGUUUGGAGGUUUCACAAGGUUUGAAAUUGAACUUGAGGUAUGUUUGGGUGAUUAAAGUUUCCUUGAGUGCGUGGGGGGAAGGACAACGGGUGGGAAGCUACAUAGAUUAUGCCCCUCGCGUCGAAAUGGAAAUGGCAUGAAUGUUAAUAUCCUUCACAUUACAUUCUCUCUUCCACAAUUCCCGCACUCUCUUGUUUCUUCACCUCUUCUACUCUCAGCAUUCUGACACCUCGAUGUGCUAAUCGUCCAAUAGUUCGUAAAUGCCAUCUCCUCACCCUUUUACUUAAUGCACCUAGCCUCUUUGUCCUCCGGUACUCUACUCAGCUCUCCACCCUUCAUUGCCUACCUCAAAUACCUCCAAUAUUUCACACAACCUCCAUAUCUCAAGUUCCUCACUUAUCCUGGACCUAGUCUCAAACACUUGGAAUUAUUACAAAAUGAGAAUUUCAGGAGAGACUGUUUGAGUAUCGAGGUGGUGAGUAUGCUUGCCAAUGAGGAUUUAGCGGCGGUGGAGAGGUGGAGUAGGGAAUGAGGGAGGAAGGAAAUGGUAAAAUAAGAAAUUAUGAAUGUUCAAUUGGAAGGACCCGAAGAUUUAGGUGUGGCAGCGUGUGUUUCAAAGCAGGCUUCGCUCUCACCCACCUUUCUUUGGAUCUCAGCAUGGGACUGAUGCAGACAUUGUUUGUGUCAAUGGGAAGUUCUGAAGGCCAUCGUAGGUGCUUUACUCAUAAAGAGGGUUAGUUCAUUUGGGUUUAGGAACACAAAAGUGGCUCUAUUUCAUUUGGUAUUUGGGGAAGAUAUUGAGGCAUAUACCAGGAGUUCUGGGUUUGGGAUAUGAAGCAAUUGGUUGCAUUGGAGAAAGAGUAUGGUUGAGAAGUUAAAGCU
Messenger RNA from Sclerotinia trifoliorum, 1254 nucleotides. The record is from the annotation of a GenBank genome assembly. NCBI's taxonomy places the organism in Eukaryota, Fungi, Ascomycota, Leotiomycetes, Helotiales, Sclerotiniaceae.